GUAGGAGAAUAACUCUCAUAUUAGCUUUACGAGUUAAUUUAUAUAGACGUUUAGUGGAAACGAUAAAGUUUAGAAUCAGAAAUAAGAUCCUGCUUUAACAUAUAAUGCCAGCAGAAAAGAAAUAUCUGAGAUAUGCCCAUUGUGAAGGUUAUACAGAUUUGUGUUAUGAUAGCAGUAGCAAUUAUGUCCUAACUUGUGGAGGUGAUGGAGAUGUGCGUAUAUGGGAAGGGUUUGAAAACAAUGAUCCAAUCACCCAUCAUGUGGGUAAUUGUGCUACUGCCAUUCUCUUUACAGAUAAAAGAUUCCUUGUAGCUACCGACAACAAUUCUAUACAAGCUUAUACAUUUCCAAACAGAGAACCAGAUGGUAUAAUAACUAGAUUUACAUCUCCAGUCCAUCAUAUGUGUUGUAGCAGUGAUGGAAAAAUUAUAGUUGCAGGAAGUGGGGACUUUACUAUUAAGAUUGUGGACAUUGCUAAAAAUACUCAGAAAUGUCUGUAUGGUCAUCAGGCUCCAAUUCUCAGUGUUGCUCUUGACCCAAAAUGUGAAUACUUGGCAUCAUCUAGUUGUGAUGGAAGUGUUCGAAUUUGGAAAGUCUCAAGCCAAGAUUGUAUCAAAAUGUGGACACAUGUUCCAAAAAGUAAUGAUUUUUGCAUGUCAAAGACAUUGUGCCGUAUGACGUGGUCUAAGGAUGGAAAGUACCUGGCUCUGCCGGUUGAGAAGGAGGUCCAUCUGUACAAAAGAGGUUCUUGGGAAAAUAUGCAGACUCUUAAAGAUGAAUCAGUAACAGAAAUCAUCUCUCUUGUUGCUCUUUCUCCUUGUGGGUCAUUCAUGGCAGCUGUAACUGUUGAUGGUAGGAUACUAGUGUGGGAAAUGACUUCUGGUAGGAGGUUGGAGAGUAUAAAGCUGGAUAAAGGAACACCAUUUUGUAGCAUUGCUUGGAACCCUACUGGAAAAAUGGAAUUAGUUUUCUCUGACACUCAGGGACAACUAGGUUUGAUAGGAAACAUCGGAAUAAUAGAAAAUGAAUCGAUAUCUGCUGAUUCCAAAACAGUGGGUAAUAAAGUGUUAUCAAGUUUAUCUUCAGAUAGUGAUGAUGAGGACAGAUCAGACAGUGUGAAAUUAUCUAAUGAUGUAAAUGAUGAUGAAAUUCCUGUUGUUCAGUACCACUCAAAAAAACUGAAGGCUGUUGAUGAUGAUGAUAAUGAUGAAAAUGUUGUAGAUAUAGGUGCUAUUAAGGCAACUUAUGAUCCAGUAAUAUUUGGAGAAGAUGAUGAAGAUAGCAAGGACACUGUUGAAGGCACAAAAACUAAGAUUAUUGAAAGGAUAAUUGAAAAGGGCCCACCACCUCCACUGAAACAGGAAGCCUUUCAACCAGGCUCCACUCCUGUUCACUUGCAACAUAGGUUUAUGCUAUGGAACUCUGUGGGAAUAGUUCGCUGCUAUAACACUGAAGAAGAGAAUGCUAUUGAUGUCGAGUUUCACGACACAGCAGUACAUCAUCCCAUACAUGUUACAAAUGUAAUGAAUCACAAAAUGGCAGCGUUAUCUAAUGAUGCACUUAUGUUGGCAUGUGGUAGAGAGGAAAAUGUGGCAAGUAAACUGGUUUGUAUGCACUUUGGAACAUGGGAUUCCAGUAAGGAUUGGACAGUAGAAAUGCCAGAAGAGGAGGAGGUUGUGGGUGUUGCAGUUGGGGAAAAAUGGACUGCUGUUACCACAAACACUCGAAUAGUUAGAAUAUUUACCAUAGGUGGAAUUCAACGAGAAAUAUUUUGUUUACCAGGCCCUCUUGUCUGCAUGACUGGACUUGGUGUACAACUUCUACUUAUUUAUCACCAGGCGGCAGGUAUUCCUGGUGAGCAGUCACUGGCAAUGAUGAUUUUUAAAGUUGAAGCCAAAACUCAGUCCCGUAUACCAAUUCAACCUGUCGCCCUUAGUCCUAAAGCAACAGUUGUAUGGGCUGGCUUCACAGAUGAAGGGACACCUUGUACAGUUGACUCAUCUGGUGUGGUUAGGUUGUUGAGUCUACAGAACAUGUGGGUUCCGGUAGCAAACACCAAGUCACAUACAAAAGGGAAAUCAGACCACUUCUUCGUUGUUGGGAUGAGUGAAAUUCAACAGCAGAUAAGAUGUAUUCCUUGUAAAGGCUCCCGUUAUCCCCCUACCUUACCUCGACCAGCUGUUACCGUGCUACCCUUACAUUUACCCACAUGUGACAUGUCUUCUAAUAAAGGAAAGCUAGAGGAAGAAUGCUGUCGACUAGCUCUUUUAUCCAAGCUGUUGACAGGAUUAUCAAAGGAUGGGUUUGAUGUAGACAAAGAACUUGAAGAUGCUGGCAGAAAAAGAAUAGAUGUGUUAUUGAGAAUGUUUGCUCUUGCUACUCGUUCUGAUCAAGAAUACCGAGCUGUGGAAAUUGCACAAUUGAUGCCAACACAACAUGCAGUAAAAGGAGCCAUUAGCUAUGCAUCACAGAGCCACCACAUGAUGUUGGCUCAACGAUUAGGGGAAAUUGCUCAAAAAAAGCUGGAAGAAGAAUCAUUGGUCAACAAAGAAGAAAGUGAUUCUGAAGAAGGAAUAGAUGAAAACAGUGAGAUGAAUAGAAGAGAUGGAAACAUUUCUUUUGUACCAAAUGAUGAUGAAGUUCUUCAACCCAAACCAGUAGUGCUACGAUCUCACCAUUCUCUUGUAGAAGAAGCUGUUAGAGAAGAUACUUCUGAUGACAAAAGCAAUACAGAAAACGAUAUGCUACUUCAGAGCAAGACACAGAGGAAGCAACAGAAGUCAUCACAGACAAGUGUUGGACAUAAAAGAAAUCCUUUUAAAUUAGUGGUUACUAAGGAGAAAAGGGGCAGUGUCGGCAUUGAUGGAAUCUUGACUGAUGGUGUUAAGCAGUUAUCUUCCACUAUAAAAGACAAAAAUAAUCUUGCUGAUGGGAAAAAGAAAAAGACACAACAGCAGUUAACACUUUUGGGAAAAAACAAGCCAACUAUGGAGUACCUCAUGGAAAAAAGUGGAGCACCCCCAAAGAAGAAAACAGCUUUCCAGUUGUUCUUUGAUAAGAACAAACCUUCUAUUGCUGAGGAGAAUCCUGAAUUAGAAGAGUCCGAUCUUGUUAAAGAAGCUGUUCUUAAAUUUAAAGAGCUUCCUUCAGAAGAUAAAGAGAUGUGGAACCAGAAAUCCUCAUUGUUGGAUACCUUGGAACAAGGUGAAAAUGAUGCAAAUAUUAAGAAACGGAAAAGAACUGAAAGAGAAUGUGAUGAUGUGAUUGAACCUCAGCAGACAAAUCAAAACAAGAAACCCCUGUCUCACUCUACUGCAUUGAAGCUGUCUCAAUUUGCUUUUGAUAAGGAUUGUUCGUCUUAAAAAGUCAUACAAAAUCUGUGCGCUUGGAUAUGUAUGUAACUUUAAUCUUAAAGUCCUUGAAAAUUACAGUAACUUUUAGUUGUUACACAUUCUUAAAUGUUUUUAAAUUUAGAAUGGAGAAAGUUAAAAUAUUUUAAAUCUGGAACUGUGUCUAAUUGCUGUCUGUUUAAGUAGUUUGGUAAGCAUCACCAGACGUCAGAUUUAUGUUAUUUUAAUAAACAAAAUAUUUGAAUAAAUAUUGUUGUGUAACUGAAACGUGGACACAGUACUGAUCAAAACAGUUGUUGCUAUUCAUAAGAUGAUGUAAUUGGUGGUGCUUUGAGUUUGGUUCAUGACCCCAAAUUACACAAUGUUUUCAUUGAUUCUAUUUAUAAGUAUGUAAAUGUACCUAUGAAAAUAUAAAAGUAACUUAUGAGAUAAGUGUCAUGUAUAAAAAGUGCAAAUAUAU
This is a messenger RNA of Limulus polyphemus (Atlantic horseshoe crab), 3810 nucleotides long. It is a transcript of the gene Ctf4, whose product is annotated as WD repeat and HMG-box DNA-binding protein 1-like. The transcript is spliced from 27 exons. Gene Ontology annotation, biological process: mitotic cell cycle; DNA repair; DNA-templated DNA replication. Lineage: Eukaryota; Metazoa; Arthropoda; Merostomata; Xiphosura; Limulidae. The coding region runs from base 105 to 3362 and encodes 1085 amino acids. Gene Ontology annotation, cellular component: nuclear replication fork. The record is from RefSeq and is a predicted model, not a curated record. Gene Ontology annotation, molecular function: chromatin binding; protein binding.